UCAUCGCUCUUGCGCGCACCCGUGCUUCAGAUGAUUCUACACAGGCUAUGGUCGCGCACAGUCGAGAGAUUGGGAAUGACAAGCAUAUUCUCUGUUCCUCAGAACAGUCGGGUGCAACCGUAUCAACGUGUUAGAUCAAUGCGCCUGUCAAGAUUAGGCUUGAGGUCUUCUACUUAAAUCAUUUUCGAAAUUCACUUGCGCGACAAUAGUAGGAGCUAGGUAGCUACCUACCGCUAGGACAAUCGUAUGCGCGCAUGCAAGUCCGUUAGCCAGCUAACGUUAGCUUCGCGAGCUAGUUGUAUGCUUCAAGGCAGAGCAGUGGGAGCAUAGACGCCCCACUCGCAUCAUCAUCAGGCACGACGUUGCGUCUGUAAUCACAUGCGAUUUUCUUUGGUUUUCUCUUAGAACCAUGGCGACUGACCUUAUAAAGGGCAUUGUUCGCCUUUGCCUGAACCUUCAGGACCCGGAGCAUGUGGCGAGAUUUCAAAAGCUAUGCGGAGUCAAGGGGACCUUUCCCAGAAAAUCUGCCAGGACAGAGGAGAGUGAAUCGGAGCCUUCCCCUAACGGUGCAUGUGUCAAGCAACGUACAGAAGAGAGCACAGACGACGGAAGUGUUGACGAGAAGCCAAGCGACCUUCGACAGAGAAAAGACAGAAGUUCAGAAACUUCUAAACAGGAAGAAUGCUCGAAUGGCUUGCUCAACGGGGCUGCAAUGCCCGAAGAACAAAAUACUCUACCCGAGAGCAGUUCAAAAGCUGACAGCGAACGAGGGGGGUCGAAGGGAAUUGUCAAGCCACUUCGCAAGAACUCUCUGACCGGUGAUGUUGGCCAGGAGUUCAUUAUCGAGAACAAGUUCCUCUUCUAUCUCUUCACCUUUGCAACCGAACUAGGCAAUGAGAUGUUCUUCAUCGUUUUCUUUCCCUUUCUUAUGUGGAACGUCGACGCCUAUGUCAGCAGACAGAUUAUCGUGGUAUGGGUGCUGGUGUUGUUUAUCGGACAGUCCACCAAAGACCUCGUCCGCUGGACACGUCCAGCUUCACCGCCGGUGGUCAAAGUCGAGGUCUUCUACAAUUCGGAAUACAGCAUGCCGUCCACCCACGCUAUGACUGGAACUGCACUCCCCUUCUCACUUUUCAUGCUUACUUAUGGUCGCUGGCAGUACCCAUUUCUCUUUGGUCUGGGUUUGGCGGUCUGCUGGUGUUUCCUGGUGUGCUUAAGCAGAAUCUACAUGGGCAUGCAUUCUGUGCUGGAGGUCAUCACAGGAUUCCUCUACAGCGUCCUCAUCCUGGCCGUCUUCCAGCCACUGCUGGACAGCAUUGAUCAGUACUACUUGGCCGGCUCGUACGCGUCCCUGGUGAUCGUGUUGGUGCACGUCGGCCUGGGCCUGCUGGCCUUCUCGCUGGACACGUGGAGCACGUCCCGGGGCGACACGGCCCAAGCCCUGAGCACCGGCGGCGGCGCGGCCCUGGCCUCGCACCUCAACCACCAGCUGGGCCUUCAGCCGGACCCAUCGCUGGACCUCCUGCCCCUGGUCAUGCCCGUCGUGGACGCGCCGCUGCUGGGCCGCGCGCUGGCCAGGCUCCUGGUGGGGGUGCCGGUGCUGCUGGCCACGCGGGCCGCCAUGAAGACGCUGACCAUCCCGCUGGCGUGCCGCGUGUUCGGCGUGCCGGCGGACGACGUGAGGUACGCGCGGCAGCACGCGCCGGUGGAGCUGUCCUACCGCUACCUGGUCUACGGCACGGUGGCUUUCAGCUGCGUCUUCCUGGUGCCGCUGCUCUUCGACUACCUGAGCCUGUCCUGAGUCUCCAACUUGCCCCCACCCUAACCACAGCCCCCCCAUCCCCCCCCCCCCCCCACACACACACACACACACACACACACACACACACACACACACUCACACACUGCACCCCCCCACCACCUCAGCCCAUCCACCAUCCUCAUGCCUGGUCAGUUGCCGACUGUUCAAGUUGUGCCGUAGUCCAGCUCUCUCGUCCCAAAGCCUGCACUGGCCCCCUCUUCUGUCCAAUCUCCCAGACCCUCAUGUGUAACCUCAGCACGCUCAACAUGGGGUAGCUUGGCACCUCCGUUAUUGCCCAUAUUCAACAGUUCUUGCAUAGAACAGAAAGAGGGGAAGGGUUUCAGAGUGACUUCCAAAGAAACACAAAGUAAAGAAGACUGCAAACAAAAGCCAACUCAGCCAAAACAGACCUUCCUUGAACAGUUGAUAAAGUACCUCUUAAGAAGUAUUUGCUGUUCACAUCGUUUUUUUUUGUGGUUUUCAUUAAUGGUUGCUGGCAGUCCACCAGUAGGGUAAAGUCUUCUCAGAAUUACCUAUUCGCUCUGCCAAAAUUUGAAAUUAAAUGUGUAUUGCUUUGGUCCUUGGCUGGUAUUGAUUUUAGCUGAGACAUGCCUUCUUGCGGGCAUCUUGCCUACAGGUAUAUAACCUUAUUCUGAGCACCAGUAAACAUCUACCCUUCAGAGUGUAAAAAAGGGACACUUUGCCAUCUGUGGCUGCCUGUAUACAACCUUGAGGCCUCCAGAUUUGGAGCUCAGCCCGAUCGGACACCCUACCGCCAUCACCCCCCCCCCCCCCCACACACACACACACACACACACACACACACACACACACACACACACACACACACACACACACACACACACACACACACCUUUAAAACCAGAGCUUUCAACAGGCCAUUUUUCAUCAAAUCUGUAUGUGGCACCUUCCCCCGACUGUGCUGUUCUGUCGCGUCUGAUUCCUGUUUGUUUGACCAGAUCCUUCCUCAAGCCCUUCGGCCCCUUACACAUACACUGCGGCUGCGCCCACCCAUCCUGCGUCAUUGUGAUGCCCCCUCCCCCCCUCCCACCCCCACCCCAACCCCAACCACCACCACUCUCCUCGGACAAUGUCCUGGCUCCUUGCCCACUUCUUAAAGCACUGGCUCUCCUGACAUUGCACGGACGCCGACUGUGCUUUGAGAAGGGUGUGUUGAGCAUCUGGGACUGACUGGCUACUCUGUUGUAUACUGCUGUGUACUGUACAUUCUCUCCUUUGUAGAUGGACCAUUGUGAGCCUCCCCGCCACAUAUUGUGUUUUCAUGGAGCCUCCAGUUCCUUUGAUGUUGAAAGCCAAAAUAUGUAUACUGUGGGAAAUGGGGAACCUUUCCAAAGACGAGUGGCAAUUACUGUAUAUGUUUUUGUCACUUGUAAGCUCAAGUUUGAAAAGUGGAGUUUGAAUUGAGGGUGAAGGAACUAGGGGAUGGGAAUUUUCAGAGCCACAUGUUCAAAACAUUCCCGGAGACAUUCUGUGAGGGCCAUAUUGUGAGAGAGGAGCAGCGGAACUGUGUAAAGUGAAUGUUACCACAGGGCAUUCAUGGGAAAUGUAGUCUUAGGUUCUGCCGCAUCUAUGACUAGUUGAGGAUUAUUCUUUAGGCUAAGUAACAUCACGUGUGUUGUGGGCAGCUGCCUGUAGAAAUAGGUCUGUGAAGUCUGUACACACUGGGGUUUUCAUGUAAAGAUAAUUAUGUUAAUAUACUAUGCUUUAUGGAACAAUAGGCAACAAUUCAACAAUUUCCCAACAGUGGUUUCUUUUUAUUAUUUGUUUGUAUCUAUUAUCAUAUGGCUUGUGUAAUGUGGUUGACUGGGAAGUUCUCAUCUACUAAUUUUUGCACAACACACUCUACAUGUGCUUUUUUUAAUAAUGAUCUGUAUUUGUGCCCACUGUGAUGUGUGCUAUUUAACUUAAUUGACUUCUUUUUGCGUUAUCCCCACCUAAACACCCAGUAUUAAAGCCGUUGAGAUGAGAUUUAAGUUGGUGAUGAGGAAACGAAUCUCAUGACAUUAACACGCGACCCAGCUUUUGCUUCUUCCUCCUCCACACGUGCACUUCUCUCAUCCCUCAAUUCUUCCCCUCUUCCCUCCCUCCUUUCUUUCUUCCUUUCUUCCCGAACGCAGUUUCAGUUCUAAUCAAGACUUUUGAUGUGUCAUCUUCUGUGUUUUUUGUGUACUUUUUGUCACUGUAGCCAAAUAGUGGGAGCUUUCCCUCUAGCCUGAGACUACUUCCAGGGACCUAUUUUUGUAUAGGUAGAAAGGCAUUUAUGGCUUGAAAGGGCUACCUAAUAAUGUUGCAUAUAUACAGAUAUGAGUAUAUCUAAUGAUUUUGAAAAUAUAAGGUUACUUGCAGAUCUGCUGAUUCAACUCUUUGUAAAAUAUUGUCAACUAAAUUGAGGCAAUGUUUCAUGUUUGAAAUAUGUUGGUAAUUGUGUUAAUUCUGACAAAACCAUGUGUUUGCCAUUAUGUUUGUAUGAAUGUGUCUGUGUGUGUGCGUGCAUGAGUGUGUACUCGCUUACAAGUGUGUAGGUGUAGCAGUGUGUGUACUUUGUAUAUGCAGAUUUGUAGUAUUUGUUGAACUUUUGUGGUAGGUGUGGUCAGACCUUGUUGAAGUACUCCAAUCGAACGCCAUCUAAUUUCUCUGCUGACAUCUGCCAUUUCUUAUUGGUCCAGACGCCCUCCCCCCUCCACAAAUCUCCCCCCAGUGCCUUGACUCUGUCUCUCAGGACCACUCAGCCAUUCAGGAUCAAGGGGACAUAGUCAUUCUCCUGUUCAAGCUAUUUUUGGGCUGUCAAUUUGUCAUGAAAAAAAAAAACCCAGAGCAUAUCUAUGUGUAUUAAGCUUGUGAGUUAUUUUGUCUGAGUGGGUAAAGUGGCAGGCCAACAUCUGCCAUAGAUGUAUUUCAUUCAUCAGAUCAUCAUUUUAUUUGUAUUUUAUGUUCAAAUUAUGUUUAAAUCCUGGGAGCAAAUAUAUUUUAUCACAUCGAUUCCCCCAUUAGUUGUAAUUGAAAUGUGACAUGGUUUCCCUGAUCUGUCUACCAGCUUAUAAGUAAACAAGUUUGCACAAAGGGCUGCACCACACGACGAGCAGGCGGGCUUUCCUUUCAGCUGUGUAAGCACUGCAUUUUCAGAAAGUUAAUAUUUAAAGAGGACAGUAUUCAUAUCUCUGAUGUCUGAUGCCCUUGUUCUUCAGUGGACAUAUGAAUGGGUCUGUUCUCCUCGUCGGAAAUGUUUGAAGUUGGUUGUGCUUGUGUCUGAAGCUUUGUCAGCCGAUCUCUCUUAUUUAGGGGUCAUGUAUGUGAAGGACACUAAGAUCAUACUGACUUAAAGGAGCCGCCUACAGUUCUGGCAAAAGGUUGUUGAUAUUUUAGCAUCAAAACUCAACAACAAAUUAGAUUGCACCACUCCCUUUCAUGCUCCUGAAACAAUGUUUUGAUUGGCUGGAAUUGUUUUACGGCUUGGUCCAAGAAACGGUUUGUUUACCGUUCAUUGAGCCACGGGGAUGUUGUAUAAAAGUUGUAUAAAAGUUUGUUUUUGACGUUUAUGUGUGCUUACAUUUACAAACAAAAGAGUUAUAACAACAGUGAGUUAUUCACUGAAUUUGACCAAAGGCCAUAGGAUUAGAAUAAUGGACCAUGUGCAAACUUGUACAAAAAAAUGGGCAAACUCAUGGCUAUAAACUCACUGGUCAUGCAAUUAGUUUUCACAUGUGCUUUAACAUAUUUGCAUGGCCUAGUCUGCCAUCCUGAACCAGUCUGGCCCAACAGACUCUUACCAACCUUCUCAGAACCGUAGGAUACUCCCACCUGAAGUUUAUUAGGAAGGGAACAAAACCGCAGAAGUCAGUGUGCUUGUGUAAUGCUAUAUAUUGAAAACAUGUAUAUCACUUAAAUGGUAAUGAACCCAUUAAAAAAAUAUUUUUCUUUUUAAAAUUUUCCUUGAUUCUUAAGGGCAAAAGAGAGACUUUUUCAGCACCCUAUAGUUGUCAUCUUCCGUUGCUGCUCUUUAUGGACUGCAGUAGUCUCCUUUCUUCAACCUCCCCAUGUGACACCUGGUGUGGCCCCAUGGUUGUGUCUGUAUCAUGAAAGAUAGGCAAAGUGUUAAAGAGAUCAGGAAUAGUUGCGGGAGAUGGAAUGUAUGAGGGUGAUCUGCAUAUGCAGGUUUGUACCUCAGUGUUAACAAAACAGAUCUAUGUGUCAUCCAUUCAACUGUCUUGUUUGGGAAAUGCUGAAUAAAAACAAUAGCUAAUUUUA
This is a messenger RNA of Alosa sapidissima (American shad), 6088 nucleotides long. RefSeq names its product sphingosine-1-phosphate phosphatase 1a (gene sgpp1a). The transcript is spliced from 3 exons. Gene Ontology annotation, cellular component: endoplasmic reticulum membrane. The record is from RefSeq and is a predicted model, not a curated record. Gene Ontology annotation, biological process: sphingosine metabolic process; phospholipid dephosphorylation. The coding region runs from base 410 to 1801 and encodes 463 amino acids. Gene Ontology annotation, molecular function: sphingosine-1-phosphate phosphatase activity. NCBI's taxonomy places the organism in Eukaryota, Metazoa, Chordata, Actinopteri, Clupeiformes, Clupeidae.